AUGAAGAACAGAAAAAAGAGAGAUGAGUUCUGUCAUUGCCUCCCUUAUGGCAAAAUCCAAGAGAAGAAACUAGAGCGUUUGCAUAAGAACAGACAGAGGCAGUUGUGCACUUGGAGAGACAUUGUUCCCUUUGGCGAAAGACAUGAGGAAAUUUUGACUGCUAAAUCGCAGUUCAGUAGCUUUACUAGCAAGCCCAGUCUCUUUCCUCCAAUUUAUGAGUUGCCAUGUAUCACCAACUACGACACUUAUCGGGCCUUGUAUUACACGGGAUACAGAGAUAUCCCUGUAGAUUGUGGAAACAAAGAAAUUACUCAGCUGCAGCACUACGGAAAAGAAAUUUCAACGAUGGAGCUGAAUGAUGAGUUGAAUAAAGGCAAGGAUGGUUUUACAUAUGACGAUUGCAACGGGUCCAGAAAUGUUGCCGAGCCACAAUCUUUGAAACUAAAACUUCCACACUUAAGAAGCUCGAAUGUUGUAAGCUGUUCACGAUGA
Molecule: messenger RNA, 492 nt
Organism: Porites evermanni
Lineage: Eukaryota; Metazoa; Cnidaria; Anthozoa; Scleractinia; Poritidae
Source: the annotation of a GenBank genome assembly